Danaus chrysippus (African queen) is the source of this 903-nucleotide messenger RNA. The record is from the annotation of a GenBank genome assembly. NCBI's taxonomy places the organism in Eukaryota, Metazoa, Arthropoda, Insecta, Lepidoptera, Nymphalidae.
AUGGGAGAUAGAGAUUGGAGACCGUUUGUUUACGGCGGCCUGGCCUCUAUCGUUGCCGAAUUUGGCACUUUCCCCAUCGACACAACAAAGACUCGUCUUCAAAUCCAAGGACAAAAGACUGACCCGCGUCAUGUGGAACUGCGGUACACUGGUAUGGUGGACUGCUUCGUGAAGACUUCACAGCAGGAGGGGGUCAAGGCAUUGUACUGCGGUAUCUGGCCAGCGGUUCUUCGACAGGCGACAUAUGGCACCAUCAAGUUUGGUACCUACUACUCCUUGAAGAAGUGGUUCGCGAACAGACGGGGAGGGGGAGGAGGGGACGGCGGCGGGGGAGGUGGGGAAAGUGUCACCACAGACACGCUGUGUGCAGCGCUGGCCGGGGGGCUGUCCAGUGCGAUCGCCAACCCUACUGAUGUACUUAAAGUACGGAUGCAGGUGGGUGAUGAGAAGCGUCACCUGGUCCGGUGUUUCAUGGAGAUGUACCGUGUGGAGGGUGUGCGCGGGCUGUGGCGCGGCGUGGGGCCCACGUCCCAGCGCGCGGCCCUCAUCGCGGCGGUGGAGCUGCCCGUGUAUGACGGCUGUAAGAGACGCCUCACGCCCGCGCUCGGGGACUCGCCUCUCAACCACCUCGCCUCCAGCGCGCUGGCCAGUCUUGGCAGCGCCGUCGCCAGCACGCCGCUGGACGUCAUAAGGACUCGGCUUAUGAACCAACGGAAAGUGAAAAAUGCCAGUUCAAACUCCCAAGUUAAGAUCUACAAGGGAACCGUUGACUGCCUCGUCCAGACCAUUCGUAACGAAGGCUUCCUCGCGCUGUACAAAGGGUUCGUGCCCACGUGGCUCAGGAUGGGGCCCUGGAACAUCAUCUUCUUCGUCACGUACGAACAGCUCAAGAUUAUGUACUGA